UGGAACUAAAGAAGCCUAAAAGAUCUGGAGCUUAAAAGGUCUGGAGCGAGAGACAAAAGCAAAGACGUGUGUACAGCUCACAAGGAAAAGACAUGCGUUGCUCCAGUGCAAAAGCUCAAGAAUCGUCCCUCAGCCUUUGUUCUUGGAAUACGACGAAAAACGAAACAUGCUGACAAACAGAGCGGAAGUCAAAUUUAUGUCGUGUCGCAGAAUCCAAAGCGGGCUACAAAUGAUACAAGGACACAGCAUUAUGGUUGCUGGAAAAUUAUAAGUUAACUGAUGCCCGUGUUAUUUUGAUAGCUCGUCUUACAUGUUCCUGUUUUAAUUCUAAAAAUGUUACAGGAAGUUUGUGAUCGAGAGCGGUUCUUUGCUCUUGAACUACAGGAACUGACCAAUUAUAAUACGCUAGAAGUAGACGUGCUUAUCUGACUGCUUCAGCCUGAUGUUAAUAAGUUCUUCGCAAUUGCCCUAAAAUAGAUCUUCUGUUAGAGGAUGACAUCAUCAAUCACACUGAAAGUUCUCAGGAGAAACUUCCAUAUUGUUUUGUGUUGCCUCUUGUGUCCGAUGCCCCUUCCUGUUUCAACAUUUCCGCCGGAAGUGCACGAUAGCAAGUUUCAGUUCUUUCGCGAGGGUGACGUCAACAUAGGUGCGGUUGUCUCCUUUCACCGGGUUCUUCGACAGCAUGGGGCAAAGAGCGCAGGCUGUAUGGAAAAGGAACAUGGCCAAAAGGGGAAAGUAAACACCGAGAAAGGAGGAAACGUUGUUUUAAAGCAUCGUCAUCACAAAGAGAAUACAGACACAUCAAUAGAUCUGAACUUCUGUAAAGAUGAGGAAGUCACGAAACAGAAUGGAGAGGGUGGUGAUCACAUUAAAAUGAAAGAUAACAGGAUAGCCACAGACCUAGACAAUGCUGUUCCAAAUACUCCCGGUGAAAACACGAGUGCCGCCACUAAUUCAGUCGAGUCUGAUUUGCAUGCCAGAACGCAAAAGACCGAAUCUCAGUCAGGGAGUACAAAUCCGAAAUCUUCAUCCUACAAGUAUCCCAGUAGCCAAUCAAGGAGAAAGCGAAGAAGCAUUGACAGAAGAGUCUGCAGUGACACUAUACAAGGUUAUCAGUCGCUUGAAGAUGUGGCGGCCAUCUUGUUUGCUCUGGAACAGAUCAACAACAGGACUGACAUACUUCCCAACAUAACUCUCGGUGUUUACAUUCUAGAUGACUGCUCUUCUGAGUCCAUGGCAUUGGCAAGGUCUCUACAGUUUAUGCCCGCGGCUUCUGGCGCUCUGGGUGAUGCUAUGUUGAAACACUACAGUUCACCUCAACAAACUGCACAAACGUCGGACGCCAAGAUAGAAAAACCUACUGCGACGCGUCAUCAAGCAGUCCACAUGGAAUCAAAGUCUAGUGAUUCUCGUGUGAAGGAAGGCGUUGACGAAGAAGGUUUACUUAAUCUGAAGCGGUCACGAACUCGUCGUUCUAUAUUUCUUUCUGAGAAAAGAAAAGGAAAAGUGGGUAAAGAGUUUGUAGAAAGUUUGAAAACUUUUCAAGGUAAAGUGCGUCUUAGGCAUAGGAGAGUAGUCGAGAAAAUGAGUAAGAAAAACAACAAUGUUGACAGGAUUUACGCAUUGAAAAGUAUGCCACAGAAUAAACGACAAGCAGAACACAAAGAAGGUUUGGUAGAUGACAAGAAUUCAAGCCACGACUUUGCAGAUCCGAAUAUUGCACAAGCCGAAGGAAAAUCGGAAAAAUCUCCGAAGUACGUCCUCAAAAAUGUAACUGAUGUGUGCGCCCAGCGUGCAUUUGACGCUAAGAAAGAUAAAGGGCGACGUAGACUACGCCGGAAAGAAAGACUGCCUCCUUUCUAUGAGGUAGUUGGUGUGGUUGGCGCCUACACCAGUUCUCUGAGCAUCGUGGUGGCGGAUGUGAUGACGCUGUUUGGCUUGCCACAGAUCAGCCACGCCUCCACAGUGGACACCCUUAGUGACAAAAGCAAGUUCCCGUAUUUUUUCAGAACUCUUCCACCAGAUAGGUACCAGAUUCGCGCAAUGGCAGAGCUGAUCCGUCACUUCAGUUGGAAUUUCAUCUCGUUGGUGUACUCAGCCGACCCCUACGGUCUCAACGCAGAGAAAUCUCUUCGCUCGCUCCUAGCAGGCAUGGAGACGUGCAUUGCCCAGAGCAUCGAACUCACAGAUUCUAUGGGCCCGAACGACUACGACCGAGUUAUAGACAACCUCAGGGUCUACAGAAAUGCCCGUGUGGUGGCGCUGUACGCUGACAUCAAACACAUCCAGCCUUUGAUGGCGGCAGUGAGGCGCAAAGAAGCUUACCGAGAGUUCAUCUGGGCCGGAAGCGACACGACCAGUCUCGUUUCCGACAUGGAGAACGAGAACUGUCGGUACAUUCUGGGCUCGCUGAGCGUAACCUUCUUUUCCUCUACUCCUCCAGACUUCAUCAACUACUAUCAUGAUUUCAUCAAAAACUACAUAGAUAAUCAGCAAGUGUCUACCUUUAAGACAGCGUACGCAAAAGGCAAAUUUGAGGGUGGGGGGACUGGAGAGGUAAACACAACGUCCAACAGUUCAGAUCGUAGCCGACAUACAGUGUGGUCUGGUACGGUGGAGGACACCGACUGGGACAAAUACUACCCGACUUUCGCUGUCCCAUACGCUAUAGAUGCAGUGUACGCUUUUGCCUACGCUCUACACAACUUUGUGCUAGACAACUGCCCAGGUGCAACAGGCUCCGACGUAAAGGAAUGUCUACGAGGCAAGUCUCUUCUGCCCUAUUUGAAAUCUGUUCGCUUCCAAGGAUCGUCAGGGGACGUGUGUUUCAACGACGCUGGAGACGCAGUGGGCAAAGUGGCUAUAACACAAUGUCAGAUCCGCCACGGUGAAGCCAAGCAAGUGGCAAUCGGGGCUUGGGACAUGAAAUACCAGAAACUAAUUCUAGAUAACGAGCAACAGUGGCCUAACGGGUCGAGUUUAAUUCCUGCUUCAGUGUGCGCAGAACCGUGUCCUGCUGGAGACAUCUACACAUUCCCGAAACAAACGUGCUGUUGGAAGUGUGUUAGCUGCAAACCCAAUGAAAUCACGGUGAACGACACGACCAGAUGUGUUGAAUGUCCGGUGUUGGAGUGGCCGGACGAGACGAAAAGAGAACGUUGCUUUCCCAUCGAGCCGACCUUCGUUAACAUCCGAGAUUCACUCCCUUUGUCCCUGGCAAUUGUCGCAGUCCUGGGUUUGGGGACAUCAACGGUGACUGCGUUCAUCUUUUAUUUAUACCGGAACGAGAGAGUCAUUCGCUCAUCCAGUAAAGAACUCAGCUUUUUCAUGCUUAUCGGAGUAUUUGUAGCUUUCCUGUUGGUGUUCAGCUUGCUGGUCCCUCCCACGGGUCUGUCUUGCUAUGCCAGCCAUGUUGGAUUUAGUUUGACCUUCACCCUCGUGUAUGCGCCAUUGCUCGUCAAGACCAACAGGAUAUACCGGAUUUUUGCAGCUGGGAGGAAGACUGCAGCCUUACCCAGGUGGACUUCUUCCUCCUCGCAGCUCUUCAUUGCUCUGCUCUUUAUCCUCAUGCAGGUGCUGAUCGUAACCAUCUCGACCAUCCUGAACCCACCCACUGUGGCGCACUGCAUGCCGGUCCGGACCGAAAAGCACGUGACCAGAUACUGCGACAUGCCGCUGUCCGGCUUCCUCUCUUCACUCGCCUUUAACCUCGUUCUCGUCCUCGUCUGCACCUGGUACGCCUUCAAAACGAGGCGACUCCCGGACAACUACAACGAGUCGCGGUACAUCGCCUUCUGUGUCGAUACGACCGUUCUCAUCUGGGUCUCUUUCAUUCCGACGUACUUCACCAUCACUAGGCCUUACUAUAAGGUGUUCAUCCUAGCCUUGGCGCUGCUCAUCAACUCUAUAGUGUGCCACCUGUGCUUGUUCGUGCCCAAACUCUACACCCUGUAUCUGACCAAACGCAAAGAAGGGUCGACGUCUCGCUCAGUCGAAGAGAGGUCAGAACUCAAUAUUCAGUUGGCCAGCAACACAAGUUUCUCUGGAAUUUUCCGCUCCACCACUGGAGGGCCUUUGGGUGGGUACAAAGACAAAAGCAGCACUGUUGCUCAUUCGCAAACCUCUAAUCAAAAACUUGGCCCGGACGGGAGGAUCCAUGAAAACGGAGGAGCAAGCCAGGAAGUGCAUUUGUUAACAUUACCAGAAGAUAUCGUUAUUCAAAGUGAGACUAAUCUAUCGGUAUCUUCCUCUGAACAAUCAGACUCCAUCUCAUGAUUGACAUAGGGCCACGAUUUAACUUGACAGUGAUCGCCCUCCUGCCAUUCUCUGAUGAGCAACUACUUUUGCCUACCUUCAGAGCAAUGAAGCAUUAUGUCUUCUGGCCAGUUCACUGCCGAAGAGCUGGGUCUGUGGUCACUGUAGAACCAAAACCGUGCCAGGCAGGCCCUAUUGCAUGUGUUGCGAGAGACACCAGAGCUUGGCUUACAGUGAGCUCUUUCUACCUCUUCCCUCACAAUUAUCAUCGUGUCUCCUCUUCGGUUCACUUCCCGCAGCCUUGACACUUGACCUCGACUUUGAGAGUUCAUAAGCCAUGAUUUCAUUUUACAGAUUCCAAAGAUUUUGAUAUCGUGGGGGUGGUGUCAGCUCAGCUGGUGUCGUAUUGCGACGCGGGCAACCCUUUGUUUAAAUCCCACUGCUUGGAGAGUUUCAAAGCUCUCCACACUCUUGAAUCGUUUGAACGAUGGUUUUAGUGGUCUCGGCUCUCAUAUAACCUAUCUGUGUUGAAAGCGGUAUGAAUGUAUUACCAUAACGUACCAGCAUACAAUGUCUCACGCCACGCCUGCUCCUACCCUUCUGACGCAGCGCAAGCCUUAUUAAAAACGUGAAAAUAUUUAUGGAAUUUUCAUUCAAACAAUUCUCGUUGUCUUGUCGCAUGACACGAUUCCGACAUGGCCCAGUUCGCUGAUUAACCCCUCGUCAAAACAUUAUUUAAUGCACCACCGACACCAUAUCACUGUCAUGUGCUGUCUGGCCAAAAUUAUUUUCAGAUUAAGAACAUGCGUGACAUCACAUUACCGAUGUUUUGAACAUGUGCAAUCACUUAAAUGUCGAUUCGGAGAAGCAGACUAAACUGUGGAUCACACAGAGCUCUAAGACAUGCAACAUGCAGGAGAAGAUGCUCAGGACAACGUAAGGACUUAGCAGGACGGUUCAGUUAAUAAUAGGUAUUUGUCUGCGAGUAUGAUGCGAUCCUGAAGAAGAAGAAGAAGAAGAAGAAGAAGAAGAAGAAGAAGAAGAAGAAGAAGAAGGAGAAGAAGAAGAAGAAGGAGAAGAAGAAGAAGAAGAAGAAGAAG
Molecule: messenger RNA, 5354 nt
Organism: Aplysia californica (California sea hare)
Lineage: Eukaryota; Metazoa; Mollusca; Gastropoda; Aplysiida; Aplysiidae
Product: metabotropic glutamate receptor 3
Exons: 5
Coding region: 493-4275 (1260 amino acids)
Biological process (GO): G protein-coupled glutamate receptor signaling pathway; regulation of synaptic transmission, glutamatergic
Cellular component (GO): membrane
Molecular function (GO): group II metabotropic glutamate receptor activity
Source: RefSeq, a predicted model, not a curated record